UUCAACUUACUAUUUAAUGUUUUUUAUUUAUAAGAUUUCUAUAAAAGUAUUAAUCAAUUGCAAAAUAAUAUUAUGAGUGGUAAGCCAAAAACACCCGCUUAUCAAGAAAUUUUAGAAGGUUUCAACAAAUUGAGACAAGAACAACGAGGAAUUGCUUUGAAACUCGCUGAAUUGGAAGCAGAUGUUGCUGAGCAUUCUAUAGUAUUAGAUGCUCUUGAGAAAGUUGACAAAGACCGAAAGUGUUACAGGUUGAUUGGAGGGGUUUUGGUUGAAAGAACUGUCGGUGAAGUAGUUCCUGCUCUCCAGCAAAAUAAAUCUCAAAUAUCUCAGUUAACAAAAGUUUUUAAUAAAAAAUUGUCUGAAAAGGGGAAGGAACUUAACGAUUUCAAAGAAAAACACAAUAUUAAAGUACAAAAUCCAUCUGGAGUGGAAGAGCCAACAGAAGCUGGAAAGACUUCUGCCAAAACUUCAGGUGUUCUCGUAGCAAAUAACUCUUAAUUAAACAAUUAUUUUCUGUAUUGUGUCUAGUCACAAUGA
Messenger RNA from Styela clava, 537 nucleotides. Its product is annotated as prefoldin subunit 2-like. NCBI's taxonomy places the organism in Eukaryota, Metazoa, Chordata, Ascidiacea, Stolidobranchia, Styelidae. Gene Ontology annotation, cellular component: prefoldin complex. Gene Ontology annotation, biological process: protein folding. The record is from RefSeq and is a predicted model, not a curated record.